AUGGUUGCCGAUACUGCCUACUACGAUGCGCUUGGUGUGCCACCGACGGCCACCGAACUAGAGAUCAAGAAGGCCUAUCGAAAGUUGGCCAUCGUCACUCAUCCCGAUAAGAACCCCGGAGAUGAAACCGCCCACGAACGAUUCCAAGCUAUCGGCGAGGCCUAUCAGGUUCUGAGCAAUGAAGAUCUACGCAAACGUUACGACAAGUUCGGUAAAGAGGAGUCGGUGCCUGGUGGCGGCUUUGAGGACCCCUCUGAAUUCUUUAGCAUGAUUUUCGGUGGCGAAGCUUUUGUUGAUCUUAUUGGCGAGAUCUCCCUUAUGAAGGAUCUGACCGCGACCAUGGACAUCACAAUGCAAGAAAUGGAGGAGGAAGAACUGGCCCAGUCCGCAGAAGAGAAGCUCAACAUCCACGACGAGGAGGUGAAGGCGGGCAGCGCUGACACUGCCGCCACCUCCGAGGCCCACGAGUCCACCGCUGGACCUACGCCUGCUGCUGCAGCUGCCGGUUCCUCCGAGAAGCCAACCUCCGAUCAAAGCUCCGGCGCUAGUACCCCUCGACGAAACUUCGGCCAACAAGCACUCAUGGACAAAUCUGAAGAAGAAGCUCGCAUGGAGGCAGCUGGUCUGUCUCAAGAAGAAAAGGAUCUUCGUAAGAAAGAGAAAAAGAAGGGCCUCUCCAAGGAACAGCAAGAACGUUUGACAGCCUUCGAGGAGGAGCGCAAAAAGGCCCGCGAGGAUCGUGUUAACACACUGAGCAACAAGCUCAUUGAUCGCCUGAGCGUAUGGACUGAAACUGAUAAGGGCAAGGAUGUCUCCCACGCUUUCGAGGAGAAGAUCCGCCUCGAAGUUGAGAACCUAAAGAUGGAAUCAUUUGGUCUCGAAAUUCUGCACGCAGUUGGUCAAACUUACGUACAAAAGGGAACUUCGUUCCUCAAAUCCCAGAAAUUCCUCGGUAUCUCUGGCUUCUUCUCCCGCUUGAAGGAUAAGGGUACUCUGGCCAAGGAAACCUGGACUACCAUCUCCACCGCUAUUGAUGCGCAAAUGACCAUGGAAGAGAUGGCCAAGAUGGAAGAGCGUGGCGGUGAGGAUUGGACGGAUGAGAAGAAGGCCGAGUACGAGAAGAGGGUCACCGGCAAGAUUCUUGCAGCAGCGUGGCGCGGCAGCAAGUUUGAAAUCCAGAGUGUUCUGCGUGAAGUUUGCGAUCAAAUUCUGAAUGACAAGCGGACUCGACUCGAAAAGCGAGUUGAGCGCGCACAUGCUCUUGUGAUCGCGGGUAACAUUUAUGCCAAGGCUGCACGCGAUCCUGAGGAGGAAGGCGAUUACAUGGCUUUCGAGCAACUCAUGGCCGAGGCCAUGAGCAAGAAGGGCAAGGAGGGCAAGGAAGAAAAGGAUAAGAAGAAGAAGAAGUCCAAACAUGACCACGAUGGCCAUGAUGCAAAGGAGACCGAAGAAGAGGCCACUGCUUAA
This is a messenger RNA of Penicillium salamii, 1467 nucleotides long. Lineage: Eukaryota; Fungi; Ascomycota; Eurotiomycetes; Eurotiales; Aspergillaceae. The record is from the annotation of a GenBank genome assembly.